Gossypium raimondii (Peruvian cotton) is the source of this 2107-nucleotide messenger RNA. RefSeq names its product cyclin-A2-4. Gene Ontology annotation, molecular function: cyclin-dependent protein serine/threonine kinase regulator activity. The record is from RefSeq and is a predicted model, not a curated record. The coding region runs from base 221 to 1684 and encodes 487 amino acids. The transcript has 12 exons. Gene Ontology annotation, biological process: mitotic cell cycle phase transition; regulation of cyclin-dependent protein serine/threonine kinase activity. Lineage: Eukaryota; Viridiplantae; Streptophyta; Magnoliopsida; Malvales; Malvaceae. Gene Ontology annotation, cellular component: cyclin-dependent protein kinase holoenzyme complex; cytoplasm; nucleus.
UUUAAACCAUUUCAAUUUUAAUUCCUAAAUUUAAACCUACACGCUGUCCCGCUCACUUCACUCUCUCUGCCUUUUCUUCUAGAUAAAAAAAGAAUUCCUUCUUUUCUUCCUUCCGAGCUCUAAGCCAUGUUCUUGGAGCUUAGGAUAGGAUAAUAGAUCAGGUUUUGCCUUUCUAGCUUCAUUUUAGUGCUCUGUGUUGUAAUUUCCAAGACUUGCAAUUAUGAGGAAAGAAAAUGUAGUUUCUGCUAAUAGUGGAGAAUUUAAUCGUCGACUCACACGUGCUCGAGCAGCUGCAUUGUGUGCUUCUCGACAGUUGCCUCUGAAGGCACCUACUCAACCAGAUCAGAAACGGGUUUUGCGAGCAAAUACAAAAAGAACAGCCUCAGAUGGAAACAACACCAAUGCAGCAGAGAAUGCAGGUCAUCAUUGUAAGAAGAGAGCAGUGCUUCAGGAUGUCACGAAUGUUUGCUGUAAUAAUUCGUAUAGAAUGUGCAUUAAUGCGACCAAAAUCCAGUCUAAGAGCAGCAAGAAGACUAGAAAGGUACAGGCCACUGCAUCCAAAGUGGCCCCAGAUGUAGCACAUCAAGUCCUGCAAACUGAAGCUAAGUUACUGAAAGAAGGCAUUCAAGAGACUGAAAAAAUAGAUCCUAAAUUAGAAGUUACAUGUUUAGUUAGUGUCAGAGGAGAUCAUACUUUUCCGUUAAAUAGCAUAAAGGAGGAGAGCAUACAUUACCACUGGUUUGCAAAUCAAAAUUCCACAAUGCCUUUACGAUCCCAAAGUCCUCCAAGAAACGCCAAGAAGGUUAGCUUUUCUGGGACCUCUACAACAUCUAGUGAACCAGACUUUAAGGACAUUGAUUCAGAUAAGAAGGACCUUCAGUUGUGCAGUCUCUAUGCCCCCGAAAUCUACAACAACUUGCGUGUUGCAGAGCUUGUUCGCCGGCCUUGUCCUAAUUUUAUGCAGACAAUACAGCAAGAUAUCACUCAAAGCAUGCGGGCAAUUUUGGUUGAUUGGCUUGUGGAGGUAUCUGAAGAAUAUAAGUUGGUCCCUGACACACUAUACCUAACAGUGUAUUUAAUUGAUUGGUUUCUCUCUCAAAACUACAUAGAAAGGCAGAGACUUCAACUUCUUGGGAUCACCUGCAUGCUGAUAGCCUCCAAGUAUGAGGAAAUAUGUGCACCACGUGUAGAGGAAUUUUGCUUCAUCACUGACAACACUUAUGUUAGAGAGGAGGUGCUAAAAAUGGAGAGUCAAGUAUUGAAGUAUAUUGGAUUUCAACUAUUUGCACCUACUGCAAAAACUUUUCUCAGGAGAUUUCUGAGAGCAGCACAAGCUUCUUACACGACUCCUAGUUUAGAACUGGAAUACUUGGCAAAUUAUCUAGCAGAACUGACUUUGAUUGACUAUGGUUUCUUAAAUUUCUCUCCUUCUAUGGUGGCUGCAUCUGCUGUAUUUCUUGCGAGAUGGACUUUGGAUCAAUCAUGUCAUCCAUGGAAUCCAACUCUUGAACACUAUACCACGUACAGCGUAUUGGAUCUAAAAACCACAGUUCUCUUAUUGCAAGAUUUACAGUUGAACACCAACGAUUGCUCUCUAUCUGCUAUCCGUGUGAAAUAUAGACAACAAAGGUUCAAAUCUGUGGCAAGCUUUUCCUCUCCGAAACUGCUCGAAACACUAUUCUAAAUACAAAUGGCUACUUCCAGAUGACUUCCACGAGCGGUUAGCAAAUAAACAUAGUUUUCAGGAGGAACUUUGCCAUUUCUGAUGAGGUUUACCUAAUACCUAAUGUUCAUAUUCUAAUCUCUUCAUUUAUGUUUAUUACUAGUGCUUAGUAUUCCUCAAAAUUCUGUCCAUAGAUACUUACAUACUCUCAGGUUUUGGGUCUUCCAAAACUGUAUCUUUGUAAGGUUAGAACCAAGUUCAGGUUUUAAAUAUCCAAUAACUGUUGAUAUUCUUAGUUUCUUAAAUUUAGAACUAGCAUAACUUUAUGGUGACUUUGAUUAGUUUGUAAUGUUUGUUUGUAAGAGAGGAGAAAAACUGUAACCGGCUAAAUGUAAUGUUGGCAGACGAAGCCUCUGAAUGGAAAGAGCUGCUGUUUCUUUCUAA